Messenger RNA from Seriola dumerili (greater amberjack), 3087 nucleotides. RefSeq names its product CXXC-type zinc finger protein 1-like (gene cxxc1a). The record is from RefSeq and is a predicted model, not a curated record. The transcript is spliced from 14 exons. Gene Ontology annotation, molecular function: DNA binding; zinc ion binding. NCBI's taxonomy places the organism in Eukaryota, Metazoa, Chordata, Actinopteri, Carangiformes, Carangidae. Gene Ontology annotation, cellular component: Set1C/COMPASS complex. Gene Ontology annotation, biological process: positive regulation of DNA-templated transcription. The coding region runs from base 126 to 1973 and encodes 615 amino acids.
CAAAGAGAUUUGUGCAGAUUUUGGUAAAAAUGAAGAAUGAGUGAAGUGGAAGUGGAACUGUGAUGAGGACCGGGCUGGAGGACUGAUUCUUCUUCUUCUGUGUGUGAACGUCAAACAGCUGGAUCAUGUCUGAGGAGGCGACAGGAACAGAGCGAGGCCUGGAGGAGGAAGAGGAGGGAGGAGGAGAGGGAGGUGAAGACGAGGGUGAAGAAGGAGAAGGAGGAGAGGUUACCAUGGGAAUCCCCAACGCUCCUGUGUACUGUGUCUGCAGGAAACCAGACAUCAACUGUUUCAUGAUAGGGUGUGACAGCUGUACUGAGUGGUUUCAUGGAGGCUGUAUUGGAGUUUCAGAGAAAGCAGCUAAGGCCAUCAGAGUGUGGUACUGUCCGUCCUGCAGAGAUAAAGACUCAUCUCUGGAGAUUAAAUAUCGUCCGAAGAAGACAAAGGAGAAGGAGGAGAAAGAGGCAGCGCCAGAGCGAGACGAUAAACCAGACAGAGAUGGAAGCUCCACCCCCCAGCCCAAGACUGACAAAAGGCGGGGCUCACAGAUCAAGCGCUCAGCCAGGAUGUGUGGAGAGUGUGACGCCUGUCUGAGGACUGAGGACUGCGCUCAGUGCGACUUCUGCAAAGACAUGAAGAAGUUUGGAGGUCCAAACAAAAUCAGGCAGAAGUGUCGACUCAGGCAGUGUGAGGUCCGAGCCCGGAAGAUGCUUCGGGUCAGAGACGAGGAGAUGAGUCGGAGUGGCGGCAGGGGGCGGGGCCUGCCAAGGAAAGGGGCAGGGCACCAGACAGAGGAGGAGGAGGAGGAUGAGGAGGAGGAAGAGGGGUUCAGUGAGAGCGAGCUGGAGCUGUAUGAGCAGUACAAAGCUGCCGGAUACAGAGACCUGUUGUGGCACAGCGAGGACGAGGAUGCUCAGUCGGACUCUCUGAGGAAGAAAGCAGUGAAGGUGAAACAUGUGAAGAGACGAGAGAAGAAGACGGAGAAGAAGAAGUCUGUGUCCACUCCCAAAGAGGAGGUGAAGCCUCGGCGUCACAAAGCGAAGCAGCGUCACAGGGAGCGUGUGCGGCACAGUGAGCGAGCGGGGGAGGGUGGGGUCAAAGAGGUGGGUGGGGCUCUGCGGCAAUGUCUGGGUCCUGGAUGUGUCGAACCGGCGAGGACCAACUCGAAGUACUGCUCUGAGGACUGCGGCAUGAAGCUUGCCGCCAAUCGUAUCUAUGAGAUCCUGCCUCAGAGGAUCCAGCAAUGGCAGCAGAGUCCGUGUGUUGCCGAGGAGAUGGGGCGGAGACAGCUGGAGCGAAUCAGGAGGGAGCAGCAGGCAGCAAGGCUCCGCCUCACGCUGAUGGAGAAACGUUUUCAUGAGCUUGAAGGCAUUAUCGCCAAUGCCAAACUGCAGCAGGUCCAACACCACGAGGAGGUGACUGAAGGUGAUGGUGAUGACACUGACCUUCAGAUCUUCUGUGUUUCCUGCAGUCACCCCGUCAACCCGAAGGUGGCAUUGAGACACAUGGAGAGAUGCUAUGCUAAGUACGAGAGUCAGACAUCCUUUGGUUCCAUGUACCCAACACGUAUAGAGGGAGCCACCAGGUUGUUCUGUGAUGUGUAUAACCCUCAGAGUAAGACGUACUGUAAGCGGCUGCAGGUUUUAUGUCCUGAACACUCCAGAGAUCCAAAGAUCCCAGCAGACGAGGUCUGUGGUUGUCCUCUGGUCAAAGACGUCUUUGAGCCGACUGGAGAGUUCUGCCGCGUCUCCAAGAGGAAGUGUAACAAACAUUACUGCUGGGAGAAACUCCGCCGAGCAGAGGUCGACCUGGAGAGAGUCCGAGUGUGGUAUAAACUGGACGAGUUGUUCGAGCAGGAGAGGAACCUGAGGACUGCCAUGACCAAUCGGGCCGGAUUAUUGGCUCUGAUGUUGCACCAAACCAUCCAACAUGACCCCAUCACCACCGACCUGCGCUCCGCCAAAGACAGGUAGAUAGGUGGAGACAGACAGGUGCAGACAGACAGGUAGACAGGUGCAGACAGACCGGUGGAGACAGACAGGUAUCCACACCUCCCUGGAUGGAUUUUUUAAGUAUUAUCUGUUUUUAAAUGUGUGUGUUAAUAAUUCAGCCUCAAACCAACAAAAUGCAUCAUGGGAAGCAGAAUUCAGAAGCACAUUACAUUCACCAUAUCUCAUAAUUAUGACUUUGGAGACUGUUGUCUCUGUAACCUUCAGUUAAUGAGAUUAUUACUGUCAUUAGAUCUCAUAGGCACAAGAUAAUGAUAAAUAUUAACGGGAUAGAUUUUAUAAUCAUCAGAUCAUAAAACCAUGAAUGUGAGACCCUUUCAUCGUUUAUAGGAUAUGAAUCUUUUAAUUAUGACACAGGGAUCUUAUGUCUUAUGUUAUUUUUCUAAAUAUGAGAUACAGAUAUAAUUAUGAAAUAAUUGUAUCUAUGAGAGAAUGACACUGUAACUGUGAAGUAGGGAUCUAGUAAUUAUGAUACAAUUUCAUCCUAAAUAUGAGAUAUUUUUCUUAUAAUUACAAGAUGAAGGUUUCAUCAUUAUUAUAUUAUUUUGUUGUAAUUAUGAGAUAAAGAUCUAUAACUCUGAUAAAGGAUCUCACAGUCAUGACAUAGUUAUAGUGAUUGUGAGAUACAGAAGUCAUGAUUGGUGGUAAAUGUGAUGACCUUCCUCUGCACAGUGUUUCAACACUCAUUCAUCCUCUGGACCUGGUCUGACAGGUCCUAUUCUGACAGCAGUUCAGUGUCUGUCAGGGUCUGAAACCUGAAGUAAACACAUAAUUUAUAAUCAACACAAGGAUUCUUAAAUAACAAACAGUAUUAACACUCAGCAGUGAGUUAAAAUCUCAGACAAGUGAUGUCUAAUAAGCACUACACUACCCACAAUUCACUGCAAAACAGCCAGAGCAGACUGGCAGUGAUAAAACACUACAACAGUUUGAUUAGAUGGAGGUGAAGGAUUGUGAUUUGCUGUCUACAGACGGAGUAAACACUACAUGGCAACAUGCAGCUACAACUUUAACAUGUUCUGUUUUUAUUGCACUUAGUUUUUAACCUGAUGUUCUUUUCUCUCUGCAUCAUUUUAUA